Molecule: messenger RNA, 2350 nt
Organism: Fusarium vanettenii 77-13-4
Lineage: Eukaryota; Fungi; Ascomycota; Sordariomycetes; Hypocreales; Nectriaceae
Exons: 2
Coding region: 1-2283 (760 amino acids)
Cellular component (GO): nucleolus
Molecular function (GO): nucleic acid binding; RNA helicase activity; ATP binding
Source: RefSeq, a predicted model, not a curated record
AUGGUCCCCCCGGCAAAGAAGCGCAAGCUUCCCGCGACCGGCCCCGCCCCGAAGCGAUCCAAGAACAUCUCCAACUCCAAGAAGAAGACAAACAAGGCGUCGCGUCGCGCUGUUGACGCAUCCGCUCUUGCUUGGAAGUCUGUCGGCGAAGAUUUCGGCGGUCUCGAGGUGAUUGAGGGCGUCGACGUGGUCAAGGAUGGGAGUCGGGUGCAAUUCCUGGUGGCCGGCGAGACGAACACGAUAACCAACGACGACGAUAACGACAACGACAACGAACAUGCGGACGAAUCUUUUGAAGGGUUUGGCGACGACCCUGUGGAGGUCGGGAAUAUCGAUUCCGGCAAAGCUGGCAGUGGUGAAGCUGGCCUGGAGGGCGAGAAGUCUGAAGCAAAGACUACGACAAAAGAAGAAAAAACCAGCAAGAAGAACAAAAAGCAGCAGCGCAAGUUGGAUGCCAGCAAAAAAGAAGACGAGCAGCUGGUCAAGACCCAGAAAGUCGUACAAAAGUCCUCUUCACGGGGGGGCAACACGUUUGACGCGCUGGCCGAUGACCAAGACCAAGAAGAAGACGUCGACGUGGCGGCCUGGGUUCCGCUGAACCUCUCGCCGCAGAUUCUUUCCGCUAUUGCCAAGCUUGGGUUUACCAAGCCGACACUAAUUCAGGAAAAGACUAUUCCUGAGAUUGUGUCGGGCGAGGACGUUAUUGGCAAGGCGCAGACUGGUUCAGGAAAGACGUUGGCUUUUGGUAUUCCUAUGGUUGAGAAGUGGUUGGAGUUGUAUGAGCAGGGUGUUGAGAGGACUGGACCUAUGUCUGUGGUUCUUAGUCCGACAAGAGAGUUGGCAAAGCAGUUGGGCGAUCAUCUCAAGGCGCUUUGCGAUGGCUUGUCGAAUGCGCCAUAUGUGUGUGUUGUCACCGGUGGAUUGAGUAUCCAGAAGCAGCAGCGACAACUGGAAAAGGCGGAUAUCGUUAUUGGAACACCGGGACGUCUGUGGGAGGUUCUCAGCGGAGAUGCGACUCUGCAAAACACCUUUUCCAAGAUCAGGUUUCUGGUUGUUGAUGAGGCGGAUAGACUGUUCAAGGUUGGACAGUUCAAGGAGGCCGAAGAUAUCAUCGGUGCUCUCGAUGGAAAGAGACCUAGCGAUGAUGCCGACAGCUCUGAUGAGGAAGAUGAUGAAGAGGAGGAUGAUGAGAGGAGUGCUCGACAGACGCUCGUCUUCUCGGCCACAUUCGACAAGGACCUGCAGACCAAGCUGGCAGGCAAGGGCAAAUCUACUGGAAACGACGAGGAGAAGAUGGCAUAUCUGAUGAAGUGCCUCAAGUUCAGAGGUGAACCCAAGUUUAUCGACGUCAACCCUGUCAGUCAAAUGGCGGAUGGUCUGAAGGAGGGACUCAUUGAGUGUGGCGCCAUGGAGAAGGAUCUUUAUCUUUACACUGUUCUCAUUCUUAACCCCGGACGACGAACCCUCGUCUUUACCAAUUCCAUCUCGGCUGUUCGUCGUCUUACACCUCUUCUUUCGAACCUCAAUAUGACGGCUCUACCCCUUCACUCGCAGAUGGCGCAAAAGGCCCGUCUUCGUUCCCUAGAGCGUUUCACAGCUGCGCGAAACUCUGUCCUCAUCGCCACCGAUGUCGCGGCUCGUGGUCUUGAUAUCAAGGAGGUUGAUCAAGUUCUGCACUACCAUGUGCCACGAUCGGCAGAUACGUAUAUUCAUCGCUCGGGUCGUACGGCGCGUGGCGAGUCGAGUGGUGUCAGUGUUAUUCUUUGUGCGCCUGACGAGGUUUUGCCGACGAGAAGACUUGCGAGCAAGGUUCAUGCGGAGCGUAGCUCGGGUGCCAAGAGGGAGCAUUUUAUCCAGACGCUUCCUGUGGAUCGCAAGAUGGCGUCGCGACUUAAGCCUCGGGUAGAUUUGGCUAAGAAGAUCGCGGAUUCUGUACUCGCCAAGGAAAAGGCUCACAGCGAUGAUACUUGGCUGCGCAAUGCGGCUGAUGAGCUUGGAGUCGAGUAUGACUCUGACGAUCUGGAUGCCGUCAACGCAUCUGGUGGAGGUCGAGGCGGACGUGGAGGAGGUCGUCGGAGAAAGGAGCAGGCUGCCAAGGGCUUGACAAAGGCCGAGAUGGGUGCUCUCCGGGCGCAGUUGAGAGAGGAGCUCUCACGAAGAGUGAACCUGGGCGUGAGCGAGCGAUACAUUACAGGUGGUAGAGUAGACGUAGGUGCCCUGCUGAGAGAGGGCGAGAAGGGGGGAGUGUUUCUCGGAGGCAUGGAUGGAUUGGGGUUUGAAUAGACAGGCAGGCCAGUAUCUUAAAAGCAGUUUUAUUUCAUGACUUGCUCUUUCGUCGAAUCUCUAUGCA